Molecule: messenger RNA, 416 nt
Organism: Plectropomus leopardus (leopard coralgrouper)
Lineage: Eukaryota; Metazoa; Chordata; Actinopteri; Perciformes; Serranidae
Source: RefSeq, a predicted model, not a curated record
CCAAUCAGGACCCGAAAAAUCUGCCAAAACCGGAAGUCGUCAUAGCUGGCAGAGCCGGAUUCCCGCGAAGAUUCAGACCUCUCAGUCGGUGAAUUACUGCUCAUUUUCCAGCACCAUGAGUAAAAGGAAAACAAAAGCUGUUCACCUGCCGGUGGGAGAAUGCAUCACACAGGUUCAGGAGAUUUUGAGGGAGCGUCUUUGUCAUCAGCAGCUCCCCGACAGGCUGGAGGGAGUGGAGGCUCAGCACAAACACCUCCUGGAGCUGCUGAAGCGGACGGCCGUCCACGGGGAGAGUAACUCGGUGCUAAUCGUGGGUCCCAGAGGAGCAGGAAAAACAAUGCUGCUCAAGUGUGUGCUGAGAGACCUGAUGGAGGAAAAAGAGGCAGAAAAAAACCUGCUGCAGGUUCAUCUCAAUG